AUCGUGUAUCUUCGGUUUUUUUUUUUUUUGUUUAUUGUAAAUAAAUAUGCAACUCAUGAAAACUAAUGGUCAAUUAGGUUAUGUUAGCUACAUUAUAAAUACUUCAAAACAUUGUGGAUGGUUGAUUUGGUUAGGAUAGCUACAUUAAAAAUACUGUGAAAUCAUGUAAACGGUUUCCUAGCGCUGGAUAGCUACAUAUUAAAAAGUUAUUUGCUAAGCAAUCAUAAAAUGAUUUUACAGUUUUUUUAAUGUAGCUAUACUUACCUAAUAUAACCAACCAUCCACGGUGUUUUAAAGUAUUUUUAAUUACUUCUUGCUAAUUUUAAGAAAAGAAGGCUUGCCAACGAACGCUAAACGCAGCCACUGUUAAACUCAACAGCUGUUGCCAACCUCGUGCUCGUACGUUAUCAUCCAAUGUCUAUAGGUUAUGUUCAUGUCGAACCAACCCCAAAGUAGUUUUACAACUUGUUAUGAUCGACAAUAAUUAAUUUUGUGUGAUAGUGACGUUUAAAAAUUUCCAUCAAGUAAUGGCGGGCCCGGUAAACAGUUCUAAUAUCGAUGAAGCGGGCGAAAAGGAACCCAAUAUACUCUCGAAGAGACUGAAUAAAAUUCUGGAAACAAGAUUAGAAAAUGACAAGGAUACUCUAGAAGCUCUGAAGGAGUUAUCUACAUUUUUCACUGAAAAUACUCUACUUUCUCGAAGAAAUUUGCGAAGUAAAAUUGAAAAGAGAAGUAUUGUAAUUAACGAGGAUUUUCUUUCUGAAUUCAGAGAAGUAAAAGAUGCUUUGGAUGAUAUCUACAAUGAUGUAUCUGCCAUGAAUAACUCAGUCCAAAAUAUGACAUCACGCCUUCAGUCUACCAAGACACAAACACAGGACCUUAUUGAACAAACAACAAAACUUCAAGCAGAAAGCCAGAAGGUGAGUCUGCAGCAAGAGGUGGUCAGUGCUUUCUUGAGGAGCUUCCAGCUGACGCCGGCGGAACAGGUUGCGCUGAGGGGAGUCUCGCGAGAUGCAGCCAUCACACACGAGUUCUUCGUCGUGUUGGAACGUGUCAAGAAAAUACACACGGACUGCCGCACGCUCAUGCAGUCGGGCCAUCAGACCGCAGCUCUCGACAUCAUGGAGCAGAUGUCGCUGUACCAGGAGACUGCCUUGGAGAGGUUGUACAGGUGGACUCAGACUAAUUGUAGAAACAUAGAGUCGGCUGAGACAAGCCCCCUGCUGACUCAAUCCAUGGCUUAUCUGCAAGACAGGCCAGUGUUGUUCAAGUAUGUCGUGGACGAAUACUGCACUUCCAGGCGCUCGGUCCUCGUCAGAGCUUUCAUCGACGCUCUGACCCAGGGUGGGCCCGGGGGAACUCCCAAACCUAUCGAGAUGCACGCCCAUGACCCGAAGCGAUACAUCGGGGACAUGCUGGCGUGGCUGCAUCAAACAAUUCCAACGGAAAAAGAAAACUUGUUGGUCUUGCUGAAAGGCUGUGACAGAAUAGAUGUUUCAGAAAACCAGCAGGAGGCUCUUGCAAACAUCACUGAGGGCGUGUGUCACCCCCUGAAAGUGCGUGUGGAGCACAUCCUUACCUCGGAUAUUGGCCCCAUUGUUAUGUACGGCAUCACUAAUUUAGUGUACUUCUACAAGCAGGUCAUUUGUGAGGUGGUGCCCGGCGGGCCGCUAGAGUCGCUGCUGGCGGACCUGGAGCGACAGUGCCGGCAGGCGUUCCUCGCGGCGCUGCAGCAGCAGGUGAAGCAGCUGCUGGGCGGGCGGGCGCUGGUGCCCCCCUCCGACCUCUCCCCGGCCCCCGGCCUCGCGCACGCUCUGGGCACUCUGCGCGAGGUACUGUCCGUGGCCAGCAUGGCGGAGGGCCGUCAGGAGGACAUCGUCAAGAUUGUGUCGUGUGUGGUGGACCCACUACUGCAGGCAGUGAACGAGAGUGCUGCCAGAUUGUCCACGACAGACAUGGCCGUCUACUUGCUCAACUGUCUGUACCAGAUCCAGUCGACUCUGUCGCUCUAUGAGUUCAUGGACGAAAGGCUCGAAAGGUUACAGGCUCAGUCCGAUGCGCAGUUGGACACGCUCACGUCAGAGCAGGCCAGCUCUCUAGUAGCCAAUUUGAACCUGGGCCCGAUAUACACAAUCCUCCAGGACCAAGGCAGAGGGUCACUUUCUUCAGUGCCCGGCAUGGACCCAGCCAGUCUCAAGACCUUCAUGAGCAAGCUGGACGGCUUCCUGGUGAUGCCGGACGUGCUGGUGCUGCCCCAGGUGGGCCUGCUGAUGAGCUCGGCCCACCGCGCCGCCGUGCAGCGCCGGGCCUUCGAGGUGAUAGCGGCCGUGUACCAGCAGCUGCACGCGGCCGUGCACGAGCCGGCCAACCAGUACCAGGGCCCCGAGCUGCUGGCGCCCCGCUCCCCGCAGGAGGUGCGCCGGCUGCUGCUGCCGCCGUCGUGAUCACCUGUCGCAGGUGGUGGCUCAGGACCUGCUAGGGAAUUGUGUACCUGAAGUGGUUGCAUUUUGUACAAACAUUGAUAGUGUUUAUACCGUGUUUUCUCAUAUAAUCGUCGCACAUUUUAUUCCAAAAUCAAGUUUGGAAAGUAGGGGUGCGACCAUUGUGCGGGGAAAAAAAAUUUUUUUUUCGUCAGGUAAAGUUAUUCAUAAAAACAAAACUCGUUCACGGAAAGUACGUUUAUUUAAAAAAAAGGUGGAGUAUACAAGAGCACGCCAAACAAUCUAUAUUAAUAAUUCCUUAAACAAAAACCUUUCUUCAACUUUAAAUAGAAAAACCAAAAAUCUAACGCGAAUGGAAGCCACUUUAAUCUAACGUGUCGUAGUACACCCUUGCCACGAAAGAAUGCGGGCUAUCACAUGAUAGCGCGCGUUGCAUCCAAUUGACGAGAUAUUGAUAUUCGACUACGUGGGCGCGCUCUAUACGGGAAGCAACAUAACCAAACAUGAAUGAUGUACUGGCUACAUUUUUGUAAGUGAUACGUCGCGGUAACGCAAUCAGAUAAAGGAAAUACAGUUUAAAAACGUCUUUAUAAGAAAAUUUACACGUCAAACAACUUCGUAUUUUUCCGUUAAUUUAUUAAGUGGUAAUGACCAAAUAAAUAUUAGAUUUCUACUUUAAAAUACAUAGUUUUAUACGGAAAAGAUACCUACAUAAAGUGCUCUGCAUCUACUAGCAGGACCAAAAACAUCAUGUGAUGUUUACGCGAGAAGUUUUUUCAUCCCAAUUUUGACAGCCUAAAAUAUGGUUGCGACGAUUAUGCGCGUUUGACCAUUAAGCGAUAAAACAAGUUAUAUGUAUUUCAUAUAUACUGUCCAAUCUAUGGAUGUGCACAGGUAUUUUGUUGGCACAGCACGUAGUGACAAAAACAGUUAAUUUUCAGCCUUUAUUGGUAUUAUAACAUAAAAAUGUUUUACAAAAUAGCUAUAAAAAUAAGUUUUUUUUAAAAAAAAUCCGUGAAGUUUUCUUAAACCAAUAUCAACCGUUCUUUGAUCUUGCCAGAAAAAUGCAAACCCCGACUUUCAAAAAUUGGAGAUAAGUGCAUGCACAUCUGCAUGCAUGCGCACAUGUGUGUACACGUGUGUACAUACGCAUGCCCAAUUAUGUGCACACGCAUACAGACAUAACUACCAUGUAUUCAUCAACAAAAGCCUUUUAAAAACCAGUCGUGAUUCACUAAGGCAUGGCCACUGCCAUGUGAUAUGGUGUAAGGGACAGAACAAUGUUGGAAAAGGGGAAGGGGGGGGGGGGGUAAUGCAACAGUUAUUUACUUUUACCUGAGUUAUCAAAAAAAUAUGGGUUACAUAGAAUUCUAUUAAAAAACUGUGUGCAAAAUUUGUAAAUUUAAUAUUGUGUAAACAGUGGCAAAUUACAUUGCUAUAUACUGGUGUACAUCAAAUCACACAAUGUUUCAUCACAUGUACAAUAUUAAAUUAUACAGCUUUCAACCUUA
Bacillus rossius redtenbacheri is the source of this 3952-nucleotide messenger RNA. It is a transcript of the gene Cog6, whose product is annotated as conserved oligomeric Golgi complex subunit 6. The record is from RefSeq and is a predicted model, not a curated record. Bases 528 to 2444 code for a protein of 638 amino acids. Lineage: Eukaryota; Metazoa; Arthropoda; Insecta; Phasmatodea; Bacillidae. Gene Ontology annotation, biological process: intra-Golgi vesicle-mediated transport. The transcript is spliced from 11 exons. Gene Ontology annotation, cellular component: COG complex.